AUGUCAGUGAUAUUGAUCUUGACAGAUGGCCAAGUCGAAACAUUCGAAUCUCGGGUUCUAUGUAGGCCAGUGUCGUACUAUUCGAGCUGUUUCUUUUGGUCUACGAAAUUUUUAAGACCUAAGCGGUCUGAGCAGCGAGCUGACGCAGACACUGCUCCCAGAAUCACUUCAACUCUUACAUCCAUCAUUUUACCAAUGCGCGUCCCGUUCACUCGUCCAGAGACCGAAGAAAUAGGCAAACUACUAGACCGGCUCUCCAAAUCGAAAACGUUAUCGGCAGUGAAAAGUGGUAGAAGAAUCUGA
Marasmius oreades (fairy-ring Marasmius) is the source of this 303-nucleotide messenger RNA. RefSeq lists its product as uncharacterized. NCBI's taxonomy places the organism in Eukaryota, Fungi, Basidiomycota, Agaricomycetes, Agaricales, Marasmiaceae. The transcript has a single exon. Bases 1 to 303 code for a protein of 100 amino acids. The record is from RefSeq and is a predicted model, not a curated record.